Symbiodinium sp. CCMP2592 is the source of this 4620-nucleotide messenger RNA. Lineage: Eukaryota; Dinophyceae; Suessiales; Symbiodiniaceae. The record is from the annotation of a GenBank genome assembly.
AUGGAACCGUCGACGAGACUUGGGCCCAUCACCGUGCAACAUCCGCCGGAACCAAUGUUGCCAAGCUUCGGCUCAGGCUUUACCGAUCUGCCGAAAGAGAGUGCCGGACAGGACCCGGUGGCAAGCUACGGACUGAUGUCCACCGCCGCCCUGUCCGUAGCCACUGCAGGUGCUGCAGUCAGCCGGCGUGUGCGACGCACAGCACCAAGAGGCAUUCGGCAAGGGCGACCUCGCCAAGUUCUCGUCAGGAGCCACGAUCACGAGGAUCUCGAGCAUGGCCAUAGCCAUUGUAAUGGCCAUGACCACGAGCAUUCACACAGCGUUGCCAGCUCCGCAAACUCCCAUGAAAGCGACGAACACGGGCACAGUCACAGCCACAGCCACAGCCACAGCCACAAGCAAGACUGCUGUCACAGUCAUGAGGCUGCGGCUGUGGCAGAUCACGACCAUGAUGACGGGCACGGUAGUCUUCAUGGCGGUUGCUGCGGGCACGGGCACAGCCACGGCGAGGUUCCAGACUGGCUUCCGGGGGCGCCAGCACUUCGGCGCCUCUCAGAUCUGUCCAGAACGAAGACGUCGAUCACCGUCGUGACCGUUGCCUUUGUUAUGUCAGCCCUCUUUGCGUAUGUCAAGUUGACGCCAGGCAUCAUGUCCCGAAGCCUUCGACUGGCAGGCCCAGUGCUGGUCUACGUCGUCUAUGGUAUACCAGCAUUAGCGGGAGCCAUGCAAAACGCAGCCCAACUCGACAUCCACUUCCUGAUGACCUUGGCUGCAUUUGCGUCAGUGGCCCUUGGCCACGGCCUGGAGGGCGCCAUGCUUCUGCUCCUCUUUGCUCUCUCCGAGGUGCUUGAGGUGUGGAGCGCAGUCUCCAUCACUUUGCCGAUGGACGGCGAAAUGCUUGAUAACGUUGGUGCAGCCAGCACUUUGAUUGGAGCGAUGGUGUUAUUGAUGUGCCUGACAUACUUGACGAACAAUUCCGACAAGGACAUAAGACGGUACAGUUAUGAAGUCAUCAGUCAGACCAUCGCGAUCUUCUGUGCUGUAAUGAUUUUCCAAUACGUGAACGACGUCACAGUCAAGGUUGUGAAUGUCUUCGGCCUUCAACAAUUUCAUCUCGUGGUCCAGAUGUGUCAGAUGCUUGUUUGGUAUGGCGCGUUGGAAUUUCACCUGUACUACAUGUCCUUUCAGGGCGCCAUCGUCCUGGCGAAGCACAAGCUCAAAGAGGUUCCAGGCAUGCGGCCCUCCUCAGAGAGGGUGUCAGUUUGGACAGCAGUUGCGUCGCUAUUUAGUCCAGAGCAUGUCAUGCUGCAGCAGCUACACCCUCUCGACCACAUUGAGGACUUGCAGUCGCAGAUGACUUGCUGGAAAGUACUUCUGUCUCAUGUGGCUGGCUUUGCCGCCAUCAAUUCGUUUGGAACUCUCCAACAAAUGGACGCGUUUUGCAGCAGCUGGCAGAUGAGUGCCUGGAUAGUUGUGAUUGCGGCUAUCUCGCUUCUCCUGUUGCAGUGGUAUUUCGAUGAGCAGAGAAGAAGGGUCGCCGAAAACUGGAAAACCUUCUCGAGCUUGUACGACGACCGCAUGGAAGAUCUUUAUCAUGAGUGCUACGUCAUGUGGCACGAGGAAGCUGAAGAGCCAGAGGACAAUGUGCUGGCGUUAACCCUCUCCUUUCUGACCGUCCAGACGGUGCGAUUCUGGAUAUCUGGCUACAUGCCCGACGUUGAAGGGCUUGAUAGCUGGGCGGUGCAAACAACCCGCAGCUUCAGCGACAUCGAGACUCUGUUAAUGGCAGGGGCCUUGUUCUGCGCAGGUACCGUCGCCUUGGACCUUUAUGCAGGCCUGCAUAUCAACGAAGAUGGCGACGGAGAAGAGCCUCGAACGUACCAAGUGGCUUUGGCUUCUUUCAAUCAGGCUUUUGCUUGGUGCAUGUACUUCGGGUGCAAGUGGUUGGUCGCCACGCAGCUGUUCGUCACUGGUCCUGAGGAGAAGAUGAUUCUGCAUCUGAUUCUGGCUGCCCUGGUCACCUUCAUAGCUGUCGUCGCGAUUUGGGUCCUUGACAAAUUGGCUGAUCUUGAAGCCACAGGCGAGGAUCUGGAUCAUGCGAUUAUACAGGUCAUUGGUGGCAACUCCAUCCUGGUGGGCUUUGCAUGGGAACAGUGCUUCGAUCGGGCGAUAGAGGUUAUAGCAGCGCAGGGCAGUUUCUUCCGAGUGCCACCGCUGGCGAUGAAGCUGGCCCUGGCAGCUGCAUGCAUCUGCAUCAUUGUUCCAGCAUGGCGUCGAUGGAUCUUGCCUAUGGUCCUGCGAGAGGGUUGGAAGUUCGGCUUCGUCAUCGAUGGCAGCGAUCCCAAAUGGGGGAAAGUCUUCAAAAGUAAGCGAUGGCGCUGGCUUAUGCACAGAGCUGGCAUCCAAGUGAUCGGUUUCAAGAGACCUUCCCUGGUGUCGCAGCAGAGAAGGGAGAAGAACCAUGGCAUGGCAUUCCAGAAGCGUCGACAGGAAAGAGGGAUGUUCAAGAUCCUGCAGAAGGAGAAGGCCCUUUCCACCUCAGACGGGUGGCCGGACGACUCCCCUGCUAAGGAAAAUGGCUUGAAGUUCGUGUACGGAGGAGGUAGAGACCUGACGCGACCUUUGCUUCAAGACUCUGAAGACUCCGACUUUUACAGCCUGGACCGGUCUGUCGAAGUCCUGCACAGGCAAAUCUUACACCUGGCAGAAGUGGAGGCGAGCAACAAGCGCUUGGGGCCUGAGAUGAGGCAGCUGACCGAGAAGAUCUCCGACCUUGCCACUCUUGCUGCAGAGGAAAAACUCUCCUUGAGAGCUCAAGCUUCUCUUGAUGCUCUCGGCAGCUUAUGCCCGGAGACUGUCCGGCGCCUCGAUGCUCAUGUGAAGACGCUGGCGGAUGCCGAGCAGGGCCGCGAGGUGCGUGUCUUAGACUUGCGUGCCGGCGAUCGCAUCUUCGUCAGAGCCGGAGAGGUGGUUCCUGUCGAUGGACGAAUAAUUGAUGGAUGUUCGCAAAUAGGCAUGAGCCACAUGACGGGUGAGCCGUUGCCACAGGCGGUUCGCCCUGGGCACUCGGUGAGUUCUGGAGCGACUCUCAUUGAUGGGGCGCUGCUCUUAGAGGUGCAGCGAGAGGCCGGAGAAUCCACGCUGCAGCGCUUGGCCAAACUCACCUCUUCGGCCAAGGCCUCCCGACCGAAGCUCGUGACUCUUGUGGAUGCAGUAGCGGAGCGCUGGUCCUUUGCUGUGGUGAUUUCGACCGCCCUCGUUGCGGCGUUGCCACCGCUGUUGUUUCGAGCGCCACUUGGUAGGUCGGUGUACCAUGCUCUGGUUUGGCUCAUCACCGCAUCCCCGUGCGCGCUGAUUCUUUCGACGCCCUUGGUCUACCUCUCCGGCCUUUCUGUUGCUGCACGCAAUGGGGUGCUGCUGAAAGGAGGACGCACUCUGGACGCUCUGGCAGUGGCAAGUGGAGUGGCUUUUGACAAGACUGGGACGCUGACGACCGGCACGCCAGUUCUGCAGAGUUUGGAGGAAGUCGUGGACAGCGAGUCGGCACAUGCCAAGUCCAAGGGCGAGCAUGAAGUGGACGCCCUCCUUUGCGCUGCUUCCCUUGGACGGCUGUCCGUGCAUCCCGUUUCAAGGGCAGCCGUAGCCGCGCUGCCCGAAGACAAGGAUCCCCUCCAGGUCACGGGCUUCCAAAUGGUCGCUGGUGAAGGCGUCACUGGAAGUUUGCUGCCAAACACAAACGGUGUCACCUGCAAAGCCGCCAUGGGACGUCCGGAGUUUGUGGCGAACCAGGUGGAAGGAAGUGGGCGAAGCAGCCACGCUUUGGUCCAUGCGCUGCGGUCGCGAGCAGCCAAGGUGGCCAAGACUGGCAGCGUGGUGAUGGCUUUGUCGGUGUGGUCGCCAGACGAGGAGGCUCAAGCCUGGCUGUUUCACUUCGAGGACAGCGUCAAAGAAACAGCGUCCGCUGUGGUGGCAGAGGUUUCCCGAGGAGGUCCUGUUUACAUGCUCACCGGCGAUCGCCAUGCCAAUGCCAGAAGUGUGGUUGAUGAAGUAGGCGCGGCCAAUUUCGAUGCCGUUCACGCGGACUUGAGACCAGAAGACAAGCUCGAAAAGGUGAGACUGUACGACACCCUACUCCGAGAAACUGCCGGAAAGGGAUCGUGGCAAGCGCGGCUCUUGGGUCUUCUCGGCGUGUCACUGGGUGGACUCGUCAUGGUCGGAGAUGGAGUCAAUGAUGCUCCUGCUUUGGCGGCCGCAACGGCUGGGAUUUCACUGGAGGCGCAGACGGACGGGGCAUUGCAGAGCAACGCCGUCGAUGGAUCGGACGCGUUGAUACUCAGACGGGCUAGUGACCCUCGUGGAGACAGCGACCUGAAGCGCGUGGCUUGGCUUCUCGCCUUGGCCCAAAAAGCGAGGAAUAUCAUUCUCCAGAAUCUCUGUCUUGCCGGUGGAUCUAUACUGGGCGCGAGCAGCGUGACACUCUUCACCGGAAUGCCACUGUGGCUGGGAGUGCUCCUGCACGAGGGGACUACGAUGCUUGUGGGACUGAACAGUCUGCGCCUGUUUUCAAGCCUCCGAAGUACGUGGCGGCCACCGUUUAGCCGCUAUCGGAGGAAGCACUGA